Molecule: messenger RNA, 1482 nt
Organism: Mesocestoides corti
Lineage: Eukaryota; Metazoa; Platyhelminthes; Cestoda; Cyclophyllidea; Mesocestoididae
Source: the annotation of a GenBank genome assembly
AGCUCAGUUGCAUGUGGUAUUUCCCACUUUGUGUCCGAAGCUUCAGCCCCACCACCGAUCGAGUUUAUCGCACAUCGGGAGCGUAUUUGGCAACAGCUCAAGAAGGAAUAUGAUCAAUUUGUCGCCGCUCAGGCUCGUUCACCAAUCGAAAUUACCCUUCCUGAUGGGUCAGCGCUUGAAGGGAAGGCUUGGGAGACUCGUCCGAUUGAUAUUGCACGAAAAUUGAACAAGAAAAUUGCUGAUAAAAUUGUUAUCGCCAAAGUUAAUGGAAAGCUAUGGGAUCUUGAACGGCCUCUCGAAGGAAAUGCUUCGCUUGAAUUUCUGAAUUUCGAAGACAAAGACGGUCAAUACGUCUUCUGGCAUUCCUCUGCCCACGUGAUGGGGGAGGCAAUGGAAAAGAUUUUCGGUGGUCACCUUUGCUACGGCCCGCCUGUCGAAGAAGGCUUUUACUACGAUAUGUUCACCGAGGGACGACAAGUACGCCCCGAGGAUUAUCCUGCAAUCAACACAGAGUGCAAUGCCAUCAUCAAGGAGAAACAGCCUUUCGAACGUUUAGUGAUGAGCAAAGAGGAUUUGCUGAAGAUGUUUGCUUACAAUGAAUUCAAGGUACGGAUUCUGAAGGAGCGUAUCACCGAACCAAAGACCACAGUGUACAAAUGUGGAAGCCUUAUUGAUCUCUGCUUGGGACCGCAUGUUCGUAAUACCGGGUGCAUCAAGUCCAUCAGUGUCACCAAGAGCAGCUCGUCUUACUGGGAAGGUAGAGCUGACGCUGAGUCUCUCCAGCGUGUUUACGGCAUUUCUUUCCCUACACAACAGGCAAUGGACGAAUGGAAACACCUACAGGAGGAAGCGGCGAAGCGCGAUCACCGAAAGCUUGGUUUGGAGCACAAACUCUUCUUCUUCAAUGAGCUGUCCCCUGGAAGUUGCUUCUUCCUUCCGUCUGGCGCCCAUAUUUACAAUAAGCUGGUUGAAUUGAUGCGUAGUGAAUACUGGAAACGCGGCUUCCAGGAAGUCAUAACGCCCAACAUCUACGACUCAAAACUGUGGGAGAUAAGUGGCCACUGGCAACAUUACAGCGAGAACAUGUUUAAAAUUGAUAUCGAGAAGAAGAUAUUUGGGCUUAAGCCGAUGAACUGUCCCGGACAUUGUCUCAUGUUUGCCCAGGAACUGCGUUCCCACCGGGAUUUGCCAUUGCGUUUUGCUGACUUCGGUGUUCUUCAUCGUAAUGAAUUUUCCGGAGCGCUUACAGGCCUGACUCGUGUGCGUCGUUUUCAGCAAGACGAUGCACACAUAUUUUGUCGGGAAGAUCAGAUCGAAGAAGAAAUAAAUAAUGCCAUAAAGUUUGUCCAACAUACCUAUGGUAUUUUUGGAUUCACGUUCGAGUUUUACCUCGCUACUCGUCCCGACGAUUUCAUGGGAAGUACCAGUCUGUGGGACCGCGCGGAGAAAGUGAGUGUUCCCUUCCCUAAACCCCGUCGCUGA